Messenger RNA from Quercus lobata, 1815 nucleotides. RefSeq names its product AP-4 complex subunit mu. Gene Ontology annotation, cellular component: clathrin adaptor complex. Lineage: Eukaryota; Viridiplantae; Streptophyta; Magnoliopsida; Fagales; Fagaceae. Bases 124 to 1470 code for a protein of 448 amino acids. The record is from RefSeq and is a predicted model, not a curated record. Gene Ontology annotation, biological process: intracellular protein transport; vesicle-mediated transport. The transcript has 13 exons.
AACUCGCAGAUUUAAAAGACACAAAAGAAAUAAUAAUAAGCCAAGCGAAAGCGAAAGCCAAAGCAAUCUGAGCUUUGAACAGAGUUCGCACAGCGAGACCGAGAGAGAGAUCGUUCAUCCAUCAUGAUCUCGCAAUUCUUCGUUCUAUCGCAGCGUGGCGAUAACAUUGUCUUCCGUGACUAUCGUGGUGAAAUACAAAAGGGAAGCACAGAAAUAUUUUUCCGUAAAGUGAAGUUUUGGAAAGAGGAUGGGCAAGAGGAGGCACCACCUGUCUUUAAUCUGGAUGGUGUAAACUACUUCCAUGUGAAGGUUGUUGGAUUGUUUUUUGUUGCAACCACAAGAGUUAACGUAUCACCCUCUCUCGUCUUGGAGCUCUUACAAAGGAUUGCCCGUGUCAUUAAAGAUUACCUUGGGAUUCUGAAUGAAGAAUCAUUGCGGAAAAAUUUUGUGCUUGUGUACGAGUUGCUUGAUGAAGUUAUAGAUUUUGGUUAUGUACAAACAACAUCCACCGAAAUGUUGAAGUCUUAUGUUUUUAAUGAGCCAAUAGUGGUUGAAGAUGCACGUUUGCAAUAUUCUGCCCUUUUUAUGCAAGGGACAAAAAGAAUGCCAGGAACAGCUGUCACAAAAUCUGUUGUAGCAAAUGACCCUACGGGUAGGAGGAGGGAGGAGAUUUUUGUUGAUCUAAUUGAGAAAAUCAGCAUCACCUUUAGCUCAAGUGGAUAUAUACUGACUUCUGAGAUAGAUGGCACCAUUCAAAUGAAGAGCUAUCUCACUGGCAAUCCAGAAAUACGAUUAGCUCUUAAUGAUGACCUGACUAUAGGAAGAGGAGGGAGAUCAGUAUUUGAUUACAGGAGUUCAUCUGGGACUGGAGCAGUGAUAUUGGAUGAUUGUAAUUUUCAUGAAUCUGUACAUCUAGAUAGUUUUGAAAUGGACAAAACUUUGAGCUUGGUACCACCAGAUGGUGAAUUUACGGUCAUGAACUAUCGAUUGACUCAGGAGUUCAAACCUCCUUUUCGUGUAAACACUUUGAUUGAAGAAACAGGAGCCCUUAAGGCUGAAGUAAUUAUUAAAGUACGUGCGGAGUUUUCCUCAAGCAUUACUGCAAACACAAUUAUGGUUCAGAUGCCACUACCAAAAUAUACUACGAGAGCCAGUUUUGAGUUGGAACCUGGAGCAAUUGGACAGACAACAAAUUUCAAGGAAGCAAAUAGGAGACUUGAAUGGGGUCUAAAGAAGAUUGUUGGUGGAUCUGAACAUACUCUGCGCGCAAAGCUAACAUUUUCUCCGGAAUCACAUGGAAAUAUUACAAAAGAAUCUGGGCCAGUUAGCAUGACUUUCACAAUACCAAUGUAUAAUGCUUCCAGGCUUCAGGUGAAAUACUUGCAGAUAGCAAAGAAAUCCGGAACUUAUAAUCCAUAUAGGUGGGUGAGAUAUGUUACUCAGGCCAAUUCGUAUGUUGCUCGUAUAUGAUGUGGUUAAAACUUCCUGUUGCCGCCAUUUUUUUAUAACCAAAAAAAAAAAAAAAAAAAAGGGUUAAAAGAGAGGGCGAUCAAAAUGGCUUCCCUACCUGGACAUGACCAUAGUUGCCCCCACUUUUAUUGCUAGCUUAUCAUUCUAGUUGAAUUAUACAUCAAAGUUGUAUUCAUGUUUUUUGCAUUUGAUCCUUGUGCUAGUUGCUUUUUAUCUAGAUUGGAUUCUUGUCUCUCUAGUUGGCAUUGUUUGUUCAACAUACAACAUUUAAAUAGGUGUCUGGACAUUUUUUAAGAAUGGAGUGUGAUACAAUAAAUGUAAUGAUUCUGAGCCCUUGGCCACUAA